AUGGCGUCCGCAGCAAUUGUCGUCGGUCUUGUAUUGUAUGAUGCAAGGAGCCUGGCAAAGAGGAGUCUCCCAACGAAAACAGGGAAGACACCGAACCUGCUUCACAUGGUCCAUCCUGCUGAGGUGGUACCGCUGUCACUCUCCAUGGCCAUUCUGGCCCAGGGGGUAGUCUUUCUGUCAGUCCAAGCCAUAGGAGUUGACACCAUCAUGAUCCAAGAUUGUCGAGCGAUCGGCCAAUUGGUCUUUCCAGCGAUCUGGAUCGUCGGAUUUGUUGUCCUCGUGCUCGGAAUCGAGACGGUCUAUAGGAGCCUCCGGAAGGAUCGAUUUGCGUCUCGUGGUAGAUGGAAUAUCAUAAUAUGCUGGGUCGCGGUGGCUGUCAUGCUGCUUCUCACAUGGAUCCCUACGAGGGCUCGUCCAAGGGCGCAUGACAGAUGUCGUGCUAUUCUUCUGGUCUUUGCCCUUCCGUGGGCCGACGUGGCUUUUGGAAUCACACUUGCGCUGAUCAUCUUGUACCUUGUCAUGGGCGCGAUAUUGGUGGCUCAGCUGCUCCGCACAGUCAAGUUGGACCGCACGGAGAGGAUUGCUGCCAGCCGGAUGGUUUUCACGUCUCAGUAUAUUGAUCCGUUGCUGACCUGGCAGUCCUUUGUCAUACCUCUCUGGGGGCAGGUUACAUUUUCUCGACGCUCCCAAGUGACCUUCAUGAUGGCGACAAUCGCAUUGAACGUAUUCGGAAUUGUCAACUCAUUUUUCCAUCUUCUGCUUCGAUCAAACGCGGAUAGCAUGGCCAUUCGUCCCCCGGCAACAUCAUGGCAGGGGAACCGGAAAUGGAAAUUCUUCGGUUCGAACGCGCUGGACAUUGGGCAUCAUAUCACCAGCCCAGUGGCUUUGCCGGACGACAGUGCAACUGUGUCCCGAAGUUCUUCGAAGAGAGACAAGAGCGAUGUCGAAGCUGCCGGCCAAAGCAAACCGGAUGCUAAUAAGUCUCUGCCCCCUCCACCGCUGUUAACGGUGCCAAAACACUAUCAGAAAAGAUCUCAAUAUUCGGUUUUCCCGACGAAGGAGAGCACUCGACAAUUGUUGCGGCCACUGCAUCCACCCUCAAGCAUCUACGAGGAUGAUGAGAACUUGUUGCGUCCGCCGGAGGCUCCUUUUGCCAGCCAUCAGCGGCAUUCCUCGGGUGUCAGUAUGGCUACGGUCCAGAUAGGACUUCGGUUGAGCAAUGUGAGCAUUCCAGCGAUGCGCUUGUCGAAUCAAAAAUUCUAUCGGCCAGCAAGUCCGUUGACUCUCGGUCCGUCGGGCCUUCGAGAAGAGAGCAUUCGUUUGUCUGCCCAGUCUUUAGACGUUCCCGUGACACUCAGAUCGCCAACGUCUGAGCCAAACUCAGUACCAGAAAUUUGGGUACAGAAGACGGAAGUGACGGAUGAUUCCACAGCGAAGGCAAAACCAAGUGUGAAGAAACCCAUUGACCGAUCGGCGACGAUGAAGGAUCUACCACCCCAUCCGCCAUUGGAGUUUAAGAGCAACAAAACAAAGCAGGCAGAAAAGGUCCUUGAGUCAAGGCCCACGACUGCAUCUUCCUCGGCGCAGACCGAGCAGUGGCCUUUACGCAAUUCGCAGGAUAUCCUGUUACCGAAAAAGGCAUACCGGCCGAAUGAAAACAGUCGGGACGGAUGGAUAUGA
This is a messenger RNA of Rasamsonia emersonii CBS 393.64, 1680 nucleotides long. RefSeq lists its product as uncharacterized. The record is from RefSeq and is a predicted model, not a curated record. Lineage: Eukaryota; Fungi; Ascomycota; Eurotiomycetes; Eurotiales; Trichocomaceae. The coding region runs from base 1 to 1680 and encodes 559 amino acids. The transcript has 4 exons.